AUGGAAUUUCUAUAUUCUAACGCGGGGAACUACCUCAGCCAAGAUUCGGCCCAAACACUAGAGCAGCGAAGGCGGAACGCCAAGUUCGUCAAGGAACAGGACGCCCGUCGCGGGAAGUCGGAGAACGACAUCAAGAAGCGCAGCAAGGAACAAACCAAAUCGCCCAUCUCCCUCUUCUGGCUUGGUAUCCUUGGCUUUGUCGUUUUCGGUGGCCUGGUUUUCGAAGUCAUCUCGCGCAUCUUUUUCCGAUGA
Molecule: messenger RNA, 252 nt
Organism: Annulohypoxylon truncatum
Lineage: Eukaryota; Fungi; Ascomycota; Sordariomycetes; Xylariales; Hypoxylaceae
Exons: 3
Coding region: 1-252 (83 amino acids)
Cellular component (GO): endoplasmic reticulum
Source: RefSeq, a predicted model, not a curated record